GCACUUUGACCCACAUGAUGCAGCGGCAAACAUGGCUGCUCGCGACGAUGCUACGACGCUAGCCAAAAUGUCCUAAAAACGAAAUUUAACAAAUAAUUGUUUUAUAGAACUGCCCCUAUUAAAUAUUUCAACGUUAUCUAAAUGAAUGCGUGAAGACAAGUGGAUGAGCCACAAUGACGUCCAUUAUCAAGCUGACAGCUUUGUCAGGAGUUCAGGAGGAGUCUGCCCUCUGCUACCUUCUUCAGGUGGACGAAUUCCGCAUCCUUUUGGACUGUGGCUGGGACGAAAACUUCUCAAUGGACAUCAUCGAUGCCAUAAAGCGGCAUGUUCAUCAGAUUGACGCCGUGCUUCUCUCCCAUCCUGAUCCUAUACACCUUGGAGCUUUGCCUUAUGCUGUGGGGAAAUUGGGUUUGAAUUGUACCAUAUAUGCAACGAUACCGGUCUAUAAGAUGGGUCAAAUGUUCAUGUAUGAUCUUUAUCAGUCCAGAAACAACAGUGAAGAUUUCACUCUGUUCACCCUUGAUGACGUUGACAGUGCUUUUGAUAAAAUUCAGCAGUUGAAGCAUUCACAAAUUGUCAAUCUAAAAGGAAAAGGACACGGACUUUCAAUUAAACCACUUCCUGCCGGUCACAUGAUUGGUGGGACUAUUUGGAAGAUUGUGAAAGAUGGGGAGGAGGAGAUUGUUUAUGCUGUGGACUUCAACCACAAGAGAGAAAUCCACCUGAAUGGCUGCACGAUGGAGAGCAUCAGCCGACCUUCCUUGCUGAUUACCGACUCCUUCAACGCAGCAUAUGUACAACCGCGCCGCAAACAAAGAGAUGAACAGCUACUCACCAAUAUAAUGGAGACACUCCGUGGGGAUGGUAACGUGCUUAUCGCCGUGGAUACAGCUGGGCGGGUGUUGGAGCUGGCUCAGCUCCUGGAUCAGAUUUGGAGGACAAAAGAUGCCGGGCUCGGAGCUUACCCGCUCGCCCUGCUUAACAAUGUCAGCUACAAUGUUGUGGAGUUCUCAAAGUCCCAGGUGGAGUGGCUGAGCGACAAGCUCAUGAAGUGUUUCGAUGACAAGAGAAACAACCCCUUCCAGUUCCGCCAUUUGACCCUCUGCCACAGUUUGGCUGACCUGGCUCGGGUUCCCAACCCUAAAGUGGUGCUGUGCAGCCAGCCGGACCUCGAGUCUGGCUUUUCACGAGAACUCUUUAUCAAGUGGUGCCAAGACAGCAAGCACUCAGUCAUCCUGACUUACCGCACCACUCCUGGAACACUGGCCCGCUACCUCAUUGACCACCCGGGAGAAAAGAUGCUGGACCUGGAAGUGAGAAAAAGAGUAAAGCUUGAAGGCAAGGAGCUGGAAGAAUACCUUGAAAAUGACAAAAUAAAGAAAGAAGCGGCAAAGAAACUGGAACAAGCAAAAGAGGUAGAUGUGGACUCCAGCGAUGAGAGUGACUUGGACGACGACCUCGAUCAGCCAGCUGUGAUGAAAACCAAACACCACGACUUGAUGAUGAAGGGCGAGGGGAACCGUAAAGGAAGUUUCUUCAAACAAGCCAAGAAGUCCUACCCUAUGUUCCCAACACAUGAAGAAAGGAUCAAAUGGGACGAGUACGGAGAGAUCAUCAGGAUUGAAGAUUUUCUGGUUCCUGAGCUGCAAGCUACGGAAGAAGAGAAAAGCAAACUAGAAUCCGGCUUGACCAACGGUGAUGAGCCAAUGGACCAGGACCUCUCUGUUGUUCCCACCAAAUGUGUUUCUAGUAUUGAGAAUCUUGAAAUCAAAGCCCGAAUAACAUACAUAGAUUACGAAGGUCGCUCAGACGGCGAUUCCAUCAAGAAGAUCAUCAACCAGAUGAAGCCCAGGCAGCUGGUGAUUGUCCACGGGCCUCCGGAGGCCAGUCUGGACCUGGCUGAGUCCUGCAAGGCUUUCAGCAAGGAUCUCAAAGUUUAUACACCCAAACUGCAGGAGACUGUGGAUGCCACCAGCGAGACGCACAUCUAUCAGGUGCGGUUGAAAGACUUCCUGGUGAGCUCACUGCAGUUCUGCAAGGCCAAAGACACCGAGUUGGCGUGGAUCGACGGCGUGCUGGACAUGCGCGUGGUAAAGGUUGACACGGGCGUGAUGCUGGAGGAGGGCGCCAAGGAGGAACUCGAAGACGGCGAGCUGGCCAUGGACACAGCCCCCGCUCCUGACCUCGGCAUUGAUCACAGUGCUGCAAUGGUGGCGGCUCAACGGGCUAUGAAGAACCUGUUUGGAGAGGACGAGAAGGAGCUGUCUGAGGAGAGCGAUGUCAUUCCCACGCUGGAGCCGCUGCCCUCACACGAGGCACCCGGACAUCAGUCGGUGUUCAUCAACGAGCCCCGGCUGUCCGACUUUAAGCAGGUCCUUCUCAGGGAGGGCAUCCAGGCUGAGUUUGUGGGUGGAGUGCUGGUCUGCAACAACCUGGUGGCUGUCCGCAGGACGGAGGCAGGACGCAUCGGCCUGGAAGGCUGCCUGUGCGACGACUACUAUAAGAUCCGGGAGCUGCUGUAUCAGCAGUAUGCUGUAGUAUAGCAGCAGCAGACACCACAGAGACCGUUCUUAUGAGGACUUUACCCGGAGGACAUGUCUGUCCCCCACACCCUCGGGUACCUCCAGCUGUGUCCCCACUACAUUUAUUGUACAGUUUCACUUUUUUAUACCAUUCUCUACUGCUAGGUGACCUUGGGAAUUGGCUGUUUUUUCUUUUACGCUCAGAUUGACCUCUGUAUAUGAUAAGCGAUACGUUCCCACUUCAUUUUGACAUUAAACAUACAAUAAUUUUUUCCUAAUCUGACAUUCUGUAGUUGUGUUAGAUGCACAAACAAUAGUUUGCCAGUAAAAGCCACAUAACAAGUACUCUAUAUACCAGGGGUUGGGGAAGUUUUGACCUCAAGGACCACGUUUAAAAUGGUCAGAUUGGACCGGUCAUUUAUAAAUUAGUUAAAAAAAAAAAAAAUUUGAUCAAGUUGUAAUCCAGUCUCAAUUUUGAAUUGUAUUAUUUACUGUAUAAAUAAUGUAAUCAUAAUUGAUUAACUGAUUAUUUAGUCAAAUAAUACAAGUUGAAUUAUAAAACUGUAUUAUUUAUAGUUCAUUUAAUUAAUAAUAAUUAAUAAAUAGGGACCAGGCCUGACAGAAAAUGGCAAAAAUCUGGCUCAUAAUUGACACUCAUAAUUGCUCAAAAAAGCGCAAAUAAGCGGGAAAUUGGGAAAACAAACCAGUGAAUAAGAGCGGAUUUCCGCAAAUAAUGGGGGAUAGCCCCCCCAGAAAAAAAUUAGCAGCAAGUAGGUGAGUGCGAAAGCUGGACCGUGAAUAUGCUGUGCAUUCAUUUGAAUUAAAAAUUUUAGGGAAAUUAAUGUAACAAAAUACGACAGGACUUUCGAUAAUGUAAAUGCUCGGUGAGCUUGAUUUAAGAAUGGAGUGGACCAUAAGUGGCCCGCAGGCCACAAUUUUCCCACCCCUGCUAUAUGCAGAUUUAUGCCUCUUUUAACUGCACAGUAAUUUCUUGACUCGACCCUUUCUUGAUGCUUUUCUUUUUUACUAUUUUUUUUUAUUGUUGAUUUUCCAUUGGGCAAACCAGGUACAGGGAGUCCUUGUUUUACCAACAUUUACCCAGAUUUGAGAUUCUGAAGCUUUGAUUUUGAUUGUUAUAUAUGUAUGGCCCUACAAGUGUUUUUCCAUACAAAUAUUUACUGUAAUUAUGAUUUUAGUACUGCAUUAGCAUAGGUUAGUGAUAGACUAUGGUGCACUUUGGUGCGCUGGUUUAACAUACAAAUGUAGGUUAUUUCCCCCCCAUAGGAAUGGAACUCUGCCCUAAACCAAGGACCCCCUAUAUUCUAUAGACUAAAGUAUAUUGCACUAGACGGGAUUCCAAGUGUGCUGAGUUGAUACCAUAUGGGUGAUGGAAACCUCUGCUGGUUGCUCAUCAUUAGUCGAUCAGAUUUAACAUUUUAACAUUUGAGGAUGCAUGGAUAGAAAAACAGCUGGGGUUUGAAUGUUCUCCACUUUCUUUCACAGGUUAUCACCGGGGACUCCCACAUUACAAAAACAUGCAUGUUAGGUUAAUUGAAUACUUUUAAGUUGUGUAUGAGUGUGAAUGUGAGUUUAAAUUUCACCCACAAUCAGCUGGCAUCGGCUCCAGCUCACCCGUGACCCGUAUGAUGACAAGGCCUGUAUAAAAAUGGAUAGAUGGAUUGAUGGCUUGCCUGUAUUGCGCUACCGCAGCCUUGUACUUCCCAGACUAUACUUUGAUGCAGCUAAUCGAAUUGUCUCCUUACCACGGUCAUCAACCACAUGCUGAGAAGUAAAUAAAGGACAACCCUAUUCUCCACUGCA
Phyllopteryx taeniolatus (common seadragon) is the source of this 4343-nucleotide messenger RNA. It is a transcript of the gene cpsf2, whose product is annotated as cleavage and polyadenylation specific factor 2. Gene Ontology annotation, biological process: mRNA 3'-end processing by stem-loop binding and cleavage. Gene Ontology annotation, cellular component: mRNA cleavage and polyadenylation specificity factor complex. The transcript has 15 exons. The coding region runs from base 174 to 2543 and encodes 789 amino acids. NCBI's taxonomy places the organism in Eukaryota, Metazoa, Chordata, Actinopteri, Syngnathiformes, Syngnathidae. Gene Ontology annotation, molecular function: RNA binding. The record is from RefSeq and is a predicted model, not a curated record.